Molecule: messenger RNA, 2160 nt
Organism: Chelmon rostratus (copperband butterflyfish)
Lineage: Eukaryota; Metazoa; Chordata; Actinopteri; Chaetodontiformes; Chaetodontidae
Product: E3 ubiquitin-protein ligase TRIM39
Exons: 15
Coding region: 163-1971 (602 amino acids)
Molecular function (GO): protein binding; zinc ion binding
Source: RefSeq, a predicted model, not a curated record
CACACACACCUUUAUAUUUCACAGCCCGAGAGGACGGCCUUCAUAAGUGAGAGUGUGAGCGAUCGAGACGCGACCUCUAGAGAUCAAGACACAACGGACUGGACACAGAGUUUCUGUGCAUUUUUGGAUACAUUUUAAAGUCCUACCCGGCAACGAGAAAGGAUGUCCUUCCACGGCAGCUUCCUGUCUGACGAGCAGUUCCAGUGCUCCAUCUGCCUCGAUGUGUUCACCAACCCUUCAUCCACGCCGUGCGGCCACAGCUUCUGCAUGGGCUGCAUCAGCCGAUACUGGGAUGGAUCUAAGGUCUACCAGUGUCCUCUGUGUAAGAAGACCUUCCAGAAGCGACCGGACCUCCAGAUCAACCGGACCCUGCGAGAGAUCACCGAGCAGUUCAGAUCCAUGAAGGGAGGAGGAGGGGGACUGGGGAAGGAGAGGAGAGGGGGAAGAGGGGGAGACGGAGGCAUACCGGACAAUUUGUUCGAUGAGCUGAAGAAGAAGCUGCCCCGACCUCUGCCGAAAGUGCCAGUGAUGCUGACCUGUGAGGCUCAAGGCGAUACCAUCUCGACGUCUUUUUCUACAUCUUCGACCUCGCUGGCUUCUUCGGUACCAAACGACAGUCCAAUCGCUGCCAUGAGCCACACCUGCGGACCUCCGCCGCCGCCGCCUCACCCUUCCACCCGCUCCAACAGCCGGAGAAGGUUCACCGUGAGCGGGGCUGCAAACAGCCAGAGCCUCCCUGUCUGCGAGAUCCACAACAGAGGGAUAAUGGUUUACUGCAGGACUGACAGAGUUUGCAUCUGUCCUGAAUGCGAGCUCGACGACCAUCAGGAUCACGACACAGUGACCGUCGAAGAUGAAUGGCUGGAACUCAAGGCCCAGCUCAGUGUGUCGGAGCAGGAGAUCCAGGAGAUGAUCAGAGAGAGAAUCAGGAAGGUGGAGGAGAUCAGAAUGUCAGUGAUUGAAGUGGAGCUGGCGGUGGAGCGAGAGACGGCAAGCAGCGUUUGCCUGUUUUCUAUGCUCGUGUCUGCCAUCGAGCGCUCGCAGGCAGAGCUGAUGGAGGUGUUGGAGAUGAGCCGGAGGGCGGCCGAGCACCAGGCCGACGCCAUGAUACGACAGCUGGAGCUGGAGGUUAAAGAGCUGCGGAGGAGAGAAAGCGCCCUCGCCGAGCUCGCCCAAUCAGACGACCACAUACACUGUGUCAAGACGUUCCCCGCCCUCAGCAGCCUGCCACCUGCCAAAGACUGGUCCGGGGUGUCGGUGAACUCUGAUCUGGGAGCAGGGACCAUCUACAGGUCACUGGCAGCUCAGGUAGAGAGGUUCCAGCAAGAACUGAAAAAUAUCGCAGAAACAGGUUUUCCUGCCUCAGUACUGGAACCCAGUCCAGUCCGAACACAGCCCAGGAUGAAGAGGGUGCAGGAAUAUGCAAUGGCUGUGACGCUGGACUCCAACACCGCCCAUCCAAGACUGGUUAUGUCAGAGGACAUGAAGAGUGUGAGGUGUGGAGAUCGACACCAACUGCUUCCAGACAAUCUGGAGAGGUUUGACAGAGUCGUUUGUGUCUUGGGGAGGGAGGCAAUCUCCUCCGGGAGGCACUAUUGGGAGGUGGAGGUGGGCGGGAAGACGGACUGGGAUCUUGGGGUGGCCAGACAAUCGAUCAACAGGAAGGGGAAGAUUGAAGUUACCCCUAGCAACGGAUACUGGUUCCUCAGCCUAAGAGACAAGAACAAGUACGCCUUUCGCUCUGAACCCUCCACAGACGUCCAGGUGAACCUGCGACCGCGCAAGAUUGGGAUAUUUGUGGACUUUGAGAAAGGACAGGUGUCUUUCUACAACGUUGAUGCUCGAAUCCACAUCUACACUUUCAAUGACAUGUUCAGUGAGUGCAUCUACCCAUUCUUCAGCCCCUGCACGAACAAAUCUGGAAAGAAUGACGGGCCGUUGAUCAUAACGCCAGUCGACAUGACAGUGUGACAGAACACCUGCGAGAUAUUUGUUUCUUCUUCUUUUUCCAAUAUACUUAACUCAUUGUUAGCUUCUUAAAACUUCCUAUCGGCAGAUGUUGUCUGGCUGUGAAUGGUUUAUUAAUGCAGAUUAAAUAUUUCAGUAUUGUAUUUUAAAUGAUUUUGAUCAUUUAUUAAAACAAUCACAUUUUUUGACACA